Molecule: messenger RNA, 587 nt
Organism: Hibiscus syriacus
Lineage: Eukaryota; Viridiplantae; Streptophyta; Magnoliopsida; Malvales; Malvaceae
Product: glycine-rich RNA-binding protein 6, mitochondrial-like
Exons: 3
Coding region: 78-416 (112 amino acids)
Molecular function (GO): RNA binding
Source: RefSeq, a predicted model, not a curated record
CUUAAACCCUACCCUGGCUGGGUUCCAUUGUUUUCUCCCUUCAAAUACCGUCGGCUCUACAAACUGUCUCCGUUCCGAUGGCUUUAGCUUCCAGGUUCCGCCGCGUCUUCACCGAACCUUCCUCUCUUUGUUUUCAAUUCUCUUCGCUUCGUCUAAAUUCGACUCUCACUGCCCCCAAGCUCUUCAUUAGCGGUCUUUCAAAAGAAACAACAGAUGAACAGUUUAAAGAAGCAUUUAACCCAUUUGGCCAGGUUGUUGAAGCCAAAAUUAUAAGAGAUAGAGCCUCAGGAAGGUCAAGAGGGUUCGGUUUUGUUACGUAUACGUCCAUCGAAGAAGCUGAGAAGGCUAGAGAAGAAAUGAAUGCUAAGUUUCUGCAUGGAUGGGCUAUUUUCGUAGACCCUGCCAAACCAAGGUAAUUGGGACCUCCGCUGAGAUUAGAAUCCUAAUCUUCUGAAACAGGUUUAGGGUAUUUCAGUUAAACGAUGAGCCAAUGAGGGAUUCAAUUAAAUUCGACAAAGUUAAAAUACAUACAAUGGAUGUUGAAAUCUAUGAUCCCUUCAUUCAGGAUGGGAAUCUUUUAUUUGUAC